ACAACUUACAAAGGAUUGUGAUCUAUUUAUCUGGAAUACUACUUUCACACUCUUUCUAUCGUUUACUCCUACUAAACAUCAGUUCCUCUAUCUCUCCUGCUCAGUUUUCCCUUUCAAUCUACUUUCUCAUACAAUAUGGUGGUGGGGGUAUGUUAGACUAUGACUCCUCCAAAAUUGGCAAAACAGCUCACAAGCAAUUAGGACAUCUCGCCAUCUUUGGCGGAAUUAUCAGAUGUGCUUUCAAAAUCUAGAGGAAGGCCAUACGCUCCCAAUUUAGUUGCUAUCUAUAAGGAAAUAUCCUCCGAUCUCAUUACUCCCUCCGCCGCAUACCUCAAAAUCUCGGCGCAUUCAAAGUCCGGCCACUCCUUCUUAUUUGAAAGUGCUGCUACAGAAAAGGUUGGCAGAUAUAGUUUUAUAGGAGCUGGGCCUCGAAAAGUACUCAAAACUGGUGAAGGACAUGGCGAAGAAGUGGACCCAUUGCCGGCGCUCGAGGCAGAGUUGUCAAAAUGUAGGGUAGCACAGAUUCCGGGACAAAAACUACCACCUUUGACAGGAGGAGCCAUUGGAUAUGUUGGAUACGACUGUGUCCGAUACUUCGAGCCCAAAACUGCCCGACCUAUGAAGGAUGUUCUCAAAGUGCCCGAAUCAGUCUUUAUGCUGUUCGAUACCAUUGUCGCAUUCGAUCGAUUUUUUGGAGUUAUCAAAGUUAUUACAUAUCUUUAUGUUCCGGAAGACUUUACGCAAAUUCCUGUAGAGUACGAGAAAGCACAUGAGAUUAUCGACGAAGUUGUGUCCGUUCUCGAAUCGCAAGACACACCAUUACCUGCUCAACCACCUAUAAAGCUGGACAACGAAUACACUUCAAAUAUCGGCAGGGAAGGUUAUGAGGGGCACGUCAAAACACUCAAAACCCAUAUCAAAUCUGGUGACAUUAUCCAAGCAGUACCAUCUCAGCGCUUCGCCAGACCAACUUCUCUCCACCCCUUCAAUAUAUACCGUCAUCUACGUACAGUGAAUCCUUCGCCGUACCUCUUCUACGUCAAUUGCGGUGACUUCCAAAUUGUAGGAGCUUCCCCAGAGCUUCUAGUCAAAGCCGAAGAUGGUCGCGUGAUAACCCAUCCCAUCGCUGGUACCGUUAAACGCAACCCGGAUCCUCAAAUCGACGAAGCCCUUGCCGAAGAAUUACGUAGUUCCCUCAAAGACCGCGCUGAACACGUCAUGCUUGUCGAUCUAGCACGUAAUGACAUCAACCGUGUAUGCGAUCCCCUGACUACUCGCGUAGAUCGAUUAAUGGUUGUUGAGAAAUUCAGUCACGUGCAACAUUUGGUUUCACAAGUCUCGGGAGUGUUGAGGAAAGACAAAACUCGUUUUGAUGCAUUCCGUUCCAUCUUCCCUGCGGGUACUGUAUCUGGUGCACCAAAAGUUAAGGCUAUGGAAUUGAUAGCUGAAUUAGAAAAGGAGAAGAGAGGUGUAUAUGCAGGCGCAGUCGGGUAUUUCGGAUAUGGAAGUGUAGAUGCCGAUGGAAAUGAGUUCGAAGGAGAGAUGGAUACAUGUAUCGCGCUAAGAACCAUGAUGGUCAAAGAUGGAGUUGCCUACUUGCAAGCUGGUAUGUCAUCCUUUAGCCCUAUUCCCACCCCCCAAAUAACACACAUGGCUUACGCAUCCCUCCAUCUUCAUCACCCAUAAAAUAACACCUUUUCCAGGCGGCGGCAUAGUGCACGACUCAGACCCUUACGACGAAUGGAUGGAAACCAUGAAUAAGCUCGGAGCUAACAUGCAAUGUAUAACCGGCGCCGAGAAAAUCUAUUCAAAUAUCCAAUUUAAAUCCUCACCUGAGGUUAUCACUGGCGAUAAAGCAUCAUUACCUGAAAGACCAGAGGAGAAGGCUCAUAUUGAUUUUGCUGCUGGAUAGGUGGGCUUUGGCAACAUGAGGACAUGGGAUGAUGUUGAAAAGCAGCGGAAUGUUAGUUGGUUGAGUUGGAAAUCCAGCCAUGAAUUGGUUAUGUGCGAAGCUUUUUUGUCUCCUCCGAGUCGCUGGAAGUGGAGGUCAGACGUAAAAAAUAAUGGCAAGCAGGCAAAAUGUUUGCUGGCCAUUAACUUCGUGUCAUGGAUGUUGGUUGACUCACCGCGCUAGAAAUUUGCAAAGUUCAGAUGAAAACAAAUGUAUGGACAAUUCACAGUAAUAGUUAUGGAAUCAGGUGCAAAUCAUGUCACAUUAGAGAGUGCUUGAUGGAAGACAUAUGAAGAGGAGUUUGGUUGUUUGUAUUUUGUAUUUUGGUUGGUCAAAAAAAAGCUUGACCCAAAUUCCUUCUAACCCGAGAACAUUUGUCUAACCUAGAGUACAAGCCGCUGCGUCUAAUCUUAUGUAUACAAUAGUCGUGAAAUCCCCUACUUGGUCUCCUCCUUCAAGUGUCUGUGGAGAUGAUUAGCUUCUGCUAUGUGAAAUGUCGCAUGAAGUAAACGAUUUAAGCUGAACUUUCAGAAGGAACAAUUGGAAUAUAAUGUUGUAUCCUCAUAGUCAUGGUAGACGUAAGAAGUUUAACGAAUAAGAAAAUCAUCAUAGAAGCAGUGGAUGUUGAAAAGACUGAAAAGUCUGAGUGUAAGUGGAGGCAAACGUACUGGAUCAAAUCGUUCCUGUCCUUGUCCUUCUUCAAUCCACCGAAAGCCAUCUUGGUACCGGGG
This is a messenger RNA of Sclerotinia trifoliorum, 2682 nucleotides long. Lineage: Eukaryota; Fungi; Ascomycota; Leotiomycetes; Helotiales; Sclerotiniaceae. The record is from the annotation of a GenBank genome assembly.